CAAUGGGAGUCUCUGUGACCCUGCGUGCAGGCAGUCUGGCAGACGCAGCAAUGAUCAGCGAUUUUCUGAUCAACUGCAUCAGGACUGCUUUCACUCGUGACCUCAAGCUCGGACCUCAGGAGUACCUUGCCUCGACAGAAUUCGAAGUGGACUACUUGGGCCAUAGGAAAGCAAGCCUAGGUGACGAUCGUAAUCUAACCAAGAUCGCUUUCGAAGAGACUUCGGGUGAUACCGCAGGAUACAUCGAAUUCGGGCCUCCGAAGGCCUACCUAGACGGCCUCGGCUGUCGGUACGAGCUCUUGUGUUUCUUCACAUCUCCAUCAAUGCUUGGGAAAGGAGUAGGCUCGAACUUGCUGUGGACCAUUCUUCGAGAUGCGAUCGCGCUCCGCGACUUUCGUCUAGGCGUAGAUUCGAUCGGCAUCCAAACAAUAAAAGGAAAUCCUUCCGUCUCGACAUUCUACCGCAAAAUUGGAGCGUGUGUGAUCAAAGAAACUUCUUUCUCGUACGGAGCCUCGGUCAUAGAGACGGUGGUGCUCAAGUGGGACGCGGACAGUGUAAAGACGUUUUUUCAAAAGCAGAGCCCUGGGAAAGAAGACAGAGAUCCAAGUCCCCGCCUACCUUGAUUGCACGCUGGCGGCCCGAGGGCCAUCGAUUCUCUCCCUACGUGCUAGAUUCCUUUUUCACCUCUGUAGUGCAAGGCACUCUACCAUGACAAUACAUGUACGGCACGACACUGAAGAGAUCUGCCAUAGAAAGCAAGAAGAUGCAGCAGAAAGCAAGAAGAUGCAGCAGAGUCGCGGGGGGGGAGCUCGAACAAAGUAGAUUUGCCUUUCUGCGGUCUCGAUGGAUAUCUCUCA
Molecule: messenger RNA, 857 nt
Organism: Acaromyces ingoldii
Lineage: Eukaryota; Fungi; Basidiomycota; Exobasidiomycetes; Exobasidiales; Cryptobasidiaceae
Exons: 2
Coding region: 51-623 (190 amino acids)
Molecular function (GO): acyltransferase activity, transferring groups other than amino-acyl groups
Source: RefSeq, a predicted model, not a curated record